GGCCAUUCAGCGUCUGCUAGUUCUAUCAAAAUGCACACUAUCAAAAACGUAAUGGCAUCUGCUGAGCUUCAGAUUUUGGCUACUACCCUCGGGGUCAUCGGCUGGUUGGGGGCUAUCAUUAUUUGCGCGCUCCCCAUGUGGAAGGUGACCGCGUUUAUUGGCACCAACAUCGUGACCGCACAGACCUUCUGGGAAGGCCUUUGGAUGAACUGCGUCCAGCAGAGCACUGGGCAGAUGCAGUGCAUGUCCCACGACUCCAUGCUGGCGCUACCCCAAGAUCUCCAGGCCGCUCGAGCUCUUGUUGUCUUCUCCAUUCUCGUGACUUUCUUGGGAGAUCUAUUGGCUGUCGCUGGAGGCAAGUAUGCCAACUGCAUUGACGAUCCGGAUGCAAAAGCUAAAGUGGGGGUCGCGGCCGGCGUGUGCCUCCUGGUUGGGGGCGUUCUGUGCCUGAUCCCGGUCUGCUGGUGCGCGCACACCGUCAUCGAAGACUUCUUCAACCCCGUUCUAUUCGAGGCUCAGAAGCGGGAGCUGGGAGCAUCGCUGUUCAUCGGCUGGGGCGCGUCUGGGCUGCAGAUCGUCGGAGGGGCGCUUCUGUGUUGCCAGUGCCCGAAGAGUGACGGUCGCGGUUACUCCGUGAAGUACUCCGCUCCCAGGUCUGCUCCAGUAGCUAAUGUGUGAGACUCGGACUUUCUGAACUGGAAUUAGGCGACUUCUCCUGUUUGUUGAAGGAAGAGAUGUAAACGUUGUAGUUUAUGGUUUUGCAUGACUAUUUUAACUUAAAUUAAUGUGGCGUCUUUUAUUUAUGUAUUUUUUUUAAUCUUCCACUAUAAAGUUUAUAGUAGCUACUCAGUUUGUUUGCCCCCACCCCAUUUAUUUGU
Molecule: messenger RNA, 878 nt
Organism: Carassius auratus (goldfish)
Lineage: Eukaryota; Metazoa; Chordata; Actinopteri; Cypriniformes; Cyprinidae
Product: claudin-like protein ZF-A89
Exons: 1
Coding region: 31-678 (215 amino acids)
Cellular component (GO): membrane; bicellular tight junction
Molecular function (GO): structural molecule activity
Source: RefSeq, a predicted model, not a curated record